AUGGCAGCAUCCAGAAUGAAAUUGAAUUCGCCUCUGGACCUCACUUACUUAAAUAUUAAAUGUAACUCCAAACAUGAAAAGAAAACCGAAAAGAAAAUCCCACGGACGAUUCCCGAGUUUACAGACACAGAAAAAAUAUAUUAUUCCCAGCUUGGGAAAAAUAUUCCAACUCUGCUAUAUAGGCGUACUGAGUUACCUGGCCAAAUUAGCGGGGGAGGGAUCGCGCGGGUGGAGGCACGAGAGUUUGAGAGGAGUGCUUCACCAUUCAAGGGUCUAAUUUUUCCUAGUACCAACUACUGUGUUCGGCCAGUGCCACAACUCACCUUUCUGAAGGUUUGCACCACGGACAACAGCAACUCCAAAGUCAGAAUAAAAAACCUUUGUACAGAAGACAAAUUAAUUGCAGAACACGGAGAAUCCUAUAACCUCAGCCCACUUCGGCCUCUGACGUUACACCCACACAACAUCAAACUGUAUAUGGCAGAAUUCAUCGGCCUGCGUGUAAAAGCCCAGUUUGAUAGCGAAUCUGUCAUUUUCGCACACAACUUCUAUGAAGAUUUGAUUUGUCCUCCUUUGGUAGUUUUCCUGACACUUGGCUGGCAUGGGACAACGCAAGGUGACCUCAUCAUCACGCUAGAGAAUAGCAGCGUUCGCAGUAGACAAUUCCUGUCUCUGUGUAUUGGAGAAAGUGAACACUCUUACCGUGGUACUUCCUUCCUCACCAUCAGCAACUUCGGAAAUCCAGGGGAAAUGGUCACAGGAGGUGACUACGACAAAAACGAUGGCACAGGGGGACAGUCCAUAUUGCCUGGCAUUCCAGAAAAUGAAAAUACAGUACAACCUGUUAUAGAGGGCCUUCUUUCAGGUGGACCUGCUAAAUGUAACGGUGCCCAGUUUAAUAUCUACACACAAAACCUUCCAGGGGCUUUUGAUUAUUGGUCUUUUGGUAGAGUUACAGCGGGUAUGGAUAUCUUGAAAAAGGCAGUGCUUUUGAGUAACAUUCAAGAUGUAAAAAUAGAAAACUGUGGAGCUGUAUUGUAACUAUUUUUCUAUCAAAAAAAAUAUUGCAGUUUUUUUUUCUCUCUCUCUUGAUUAGUGAAAAUUUUAACUGUUAGAGGAUGUAUUUAAGAUGUCCAAUACAAAAAGCAGAUUUCAAGAGUUUUAUAAUUGAUUAACACAGUGAGACACAGUGUCGUAGACACAAAGGCAUUAUCACAAUGAACAACACGGGGGCGAAUAGGUGAAACAAACAAGCCAGGACGAGACAUCAAAGAUAAAAUAGCAAAGAUGUCACGAGUGCGAAAAUAACAUGCAGUUCUAAGUAGAUUAGAUUAUAUUCAUAUUAACUGCGGCGGAAUAGAUUUCGGAAUAGCAUCCAGUAGCCACGCCAUUUUUAUGGCGUGGCUACUGGAUGGGGUUACUUUCGAAACCAUUUUGAUAUUUUUCUGCAUGAAAUCCACUGCUUUCAACGAUUCUAAGUUUUUCCUUGUGCAAAGGAAUCGUUGAGGAGAUAUGAUCAUCAUCUCCAUCGACAGUCUUGAUUUGAUAGUCCCAGGGGAGGGCAUGAAGUAUAUUAGGGAAAUUAUGGGGUAAAACAGGCUAAAAUAGAAUGGAUACAGAACCAAAUAUCGUAAAAACACCAUAAAAAAGAUGAAAAUCGCGUAGUGAAACUCAGACACGCCCGCCAUCUUUGAAAGUCUACUCCUUGUAACGGAAUUCUUAAUGUCUCGGGCCUCUGGAGUAGUUUCUGUGACUCUCAGAGUGCUCUUCGGACACUAAAUUAUCUCAAAGUAGAUGUCGAUGAGGAAAUUGUGAGUUGCAUUAAGCGUAACGUCACUAGUGCAAUGGAGCGCCAUUUCAACAUUAAAUUUGUAUGGAUACCAUCUCAUGUUGGCAUAAGCAAGUACGACCACGUAGACAAAUUGGCGAAGGAAGCCAGCAGCAAAGAUACUGUGAACAUAGAUCUUGGGAUGCUUCUAGCUAGGUUGCACAUAUAUUGAAAAGUUCUCAUAAGGAAGAACUAGUAGAUCUGACGAACACUCAAAGGCCUGAAAGCUGUACCGUAAGGCACUACGAUCAGUAUAGGGAUAGCAAGCCCUCCUAUGGGUGGCACCAAAGUCGAACCAGACAAUGUGACGUUAUUGCUAGAAUACGUUUGGGUUACAGAAUGUAUUGGCAACUGCACGGUGCAAGAAGUGCAGAUGAAUCUAAAUGUAGACUGUGUAACGAAGAAAACAAGCGAACGCUUGAGCAUUAUAUAUCGGAAUGUCAUGUGAUACAGCCUUUUAGACCACCUAACAUGAGGUAUAUAGAAAGAACUUUGUGAAUAUUUAAUUUCAUCUGAUAUAUUGGAAGAUAUACUCGUAUUAUAUCCUAAAUUUACUAUGUAAAACUGCCGUAAACAAAAACACAGUGUUAUGUAAACAUAAUAUCAAUAGAGCAUAUAGUGUAAAUGGAACGUUGCGCGGGGGUCCAGGGGCAUAGCCCCCUGGCUAGGCGCAUAUGCUACCACGGGUGGUAAAUAAACAGUGGCAAAAGCAUAACAACGUAUUAUUUUUGUAUGAUGUAUGACAUAUUUUUAUAUUACCAUGUACAAUUACAGUAGUCACAGACUACUGUACUGUGUCAGAUAUAUGUAAAACUGCAAUCAUGAUUGCCCACGCCUGAGCAGAUAGCCAGGGUGUUUUGCUUGAUUUAAUUACUGCUUAAUGAGAUUAAUGAAGUAUUGUAAUUGCUUGAUUAAGUAUAAGAUAUUUUUUCUGA
This is a messenger RNA of Penaeus indicus, 2763 nucleotides long. RefSeq lists its product as uncharacterized. The transcript has 8 exons. Lineage: Eukaryota; Metazoa; Arthropoda; Malacostraca; Decapoda; Penaeidae. The record is from RefSeq and is a predicted model, not a curated record. Gene Ontology annotation, biological process: protein peptidyl-prolyl isomerization. The coding region runs from base 1 to 1041 and encodes 346 amino acids. Gene Ontology annotation, molecular function: peptidyl-prolyl cis-trans isomerase activity.